This is a messenger RNA of Drosophila santomea, 16012 nucleotides long. It is a transcript of the gene tweek, whose product is annotated as transmembrane protein KIAA1109 homolog. Gene Ontology annotation, biological process: synaptic vesicle endocytosis. NCBI's taxonomy places the organism in Eukaryota, Metazoa, Arthropoda, Insecta, Diptera, Drosophilidae. The coding region runs from base 245 to 15598 and encodes 5117 amino acids. The transcript is spliced from 23 exons. The record is from RefSeq and is a predicted model, not a curated record.
UAGUAAAUUUAAUUUAAAAUUAAAGAGCCCAAUGUGUGCAAUCCAUAAUCGAAUGAUAUAUACAGCCUGCGAUCGGUGAUAAUGAGCGCGGCGAUGAACAAUCGCUAAUCGCGAGUGCAAAACCUGAGUAGCAGCAGUAACAACAGCAACAUCAACAAAAGCAGCAGGCGAAUCCAACCCACACCGCCCGCUUCUCCCCGCUCCAUCCACACACACACACACAAACACACACAGAGCAACAGCGAUGGAGGCGUUGGAAGUGGAGGACACCAGCGAUGACAGCCUGCCCAUGGGGUUCCCAGAAGUGGGCACCUGGAACAGCACCCACAAUGUCUCCUUGAACGACAUGAAUCUGGAUGCGCGCAUGAUAUGGUUGCUCGCCUCGCUGCUAACCACAAUCACCUGGGUGACUUAUAUUACCUUCUACAAUUCUCGAGUGAUUGGGAUGCUGAUAACGAAGAUCGCCAACCGUUGGUUCAUCAAGGGCGCAUACUUCAAAAUCGGUUCUGUUGCCCUAAAUCCGCUGGCAGGGAAGAUAAUGUUCCGAGACUUCGUCUAUAUCACGUAUGACUACACAGUGCGGGCCCAGGACGGAUACUUCAUAUUUCGCUGGUGGCGCUCCUAUGUGCCCAAGGAUGUCUCAGAAGAUCUUUCUCAUUCGGACACGCGCCUUUCGGUCCAGUUAAAUGGCUACGAGCUGCAUAUAUACAACAGAUCGGAUUUGUACGACACGCUGGAGAAGACCUUUGGUCUAGAACCAUCGCUGCUUAUACCGACAGAUGCGGCCAGCAAUGAGGAACGAAACAAGCUCAAGGAGCACCACAUGAACCUGGAAAACGCACGACAGAGCCAAAGGAUUCAGAAUGUAAAGAACUCGGAGGCUAUGCAGGCCACCACCUGGCGGGACUUAAUACCAGUGAUUAAAAUUGACGUCUGCUCCGGUCGCUUUGUGUUUGGAAACCGAUUAACGCCAACUACACUAUCGAUUUCCGUAGAGGAGGCCCAUUGCACCUACAGUACCAAGCCAGCUGUCUGUAGAUUGGAUCACUUUAUGCACUUUGUGAAGGCCAAAGUCGAAAAUGCGAAAGUGCUCUUCUGUCCGAGUCCCAAGUAUACGGGUUUGAUUGAUGAACCACCACGAUAUAUGGGCGAGGGCUUUGUAGUGAUGAUGUCCAAUCAAAUGGAUCUGUAUUUCUACAUGGACGAGCCAGGAGUUGUGCCGGAACAUCCUGUACAGAUUGUCCUGCCCAAUGGUGAUGUUGUAGAGCCUUCGCCUCCGGUCUGGGGCAUAAAUGCAAGGUGUCUCAGAGGCACUGAUUUCAGCUAUGGACCUUGGGCAGACCGUCAAAGAGAUCAUCUGUACAAGUAUUUUUACCCUUCAGAUUGGAAGCAGGCGGAAGUUACUCCCACACCCCAGCCAGGAGAACUUCGCAGUUAUCAAUCCUUUGAUGUGACAUUAUGCGUGCUUAAUGAGGCUACUAUUGACAUACUCUUUUCCAAAGAAAAAGAGACGAACGCAAUGCACAUUACCGUGGGACCUGCUUCAUAUGUAGAGGUAACAAUUCCCUGGGUCACGCAACCCGAUGGUUACACAUCGAAGAUCCAGGGACAGCUCUUCCACGUGGAGGCCACCACAUCACUGCAGUAUCGCAGCUUGGCAGAGUUUGAGUCCUUAGAGUACAAGGUGCGCAUACACUACCCGACCAAGUGGAACGCACCACAGGAUUGGAGCAUUUCUCUUUCCGGCUGCAAGACGAGUGCUUUCAUAGUGUACAAACACAAGUGCUUCUUCCAGGAUCUCAUUGAGGAUUGGGCUAAUAAGGCCAGGCCGGAUAUACUCAGUUUUGUCCCGUAUACCUGUAACUUUAGCAUCCGGCUGCAUGAGUUCGAAAUUCUUAUGCUUUGCAACGAGUACAAUUGGAUCGAUUGCAGUAGUGCCAACCAGGAGAACAAUCAUUUGGCUUUCUGUGGAGACGUCUUUGAGAUGAGUUUCGCCCUGCCCUUUGACGAUUUUCUGCCCAAGACGGUUACUCUAAAGUUUUGGAUCCACGGAGAGGGUUUGGAUUUGAGCUUAUACGUACCGGAAGUCUCCUCGGUGCGUCCUAUUGUUUUAGCCAUAGAUGAGAACGCAAGACUGCUGACCAGGGAGGGCAAACUCAUCCGGCGCCCAGAGUUGUACUCCAAGAAGUGGCGCAAGAUUUGUCAGCGCUCUGCCGGUUGGAUCGACUGCUGGGCAGUGCCUAUUCUGGCACUGUCAAUUCAGUACGUCUAUCAUCCUGUUCCACCAUUAGGACCAGAUCCUCAAGCUGAUAUAACUACGCCAGAAAAGGAGGAGAUCUUACUGAGUCCUAUGCGGAUACCGAAAGUUAGAAAAUCACCAGUUAGUAGCUGGCAGCAGCCACCAGAACAGUAUAGCAAGUUUGAUCCCGGAACGCUGGCCGCGGACCAUGUUACUGUGGAACUGGAGAUUGGUAGUUCCGUGCUUAUGGCUUAUGGGAAUGUGCUGCGAAACUUUAUCAGCCUGAAGGAAAAUAUUUUCGGAGAGGAUCAGAAUUUCACGGACAUGGAGCAAUCCAAUGUAAAUAUGAAGGAGCCCGGAGCUGCGCAAGUAAAUCCCAAGGAUCAACUUCUAGCCAAAGAAAAAGAGCUGGCCAAUAAAUCCAUUUCAGAGACUCAACCGCCCGAGGAAAAGCGCAAACCCUUCGAUCCCCGUCUAUAUCGUCCCCUGGAGGUGAUGGUCUCUGUUAUUGUGCAUGACAUUCAAGCGCACGUAAUGAAGAAUUGCAAUGAAGAUGAUCCGCCAUGUCCAGUGGUCCUAAUUGAAAGAUUCGGCUUCGAGAUGAAUAAGAAGUAUCAUGAAACCACUCUGCAAGUACUAGUUAGUCCGUCGUAUUUACUGACCUCGGAUUGCCUGCAACGGUCACAGAGGGAGCAGCAUAUUAACCAGGGUCACCUAAUGCUCUCCGCAGUCCAGGUCAGAGGUCAUGCAAUGUUCAGCAAUGAGGGCUGUGCUCUGGACGAGGACACUUUGGAAUACUCCUGGCUCGUGGAAGUGCAGUUGGGCAAACUUACCGGAAAGCUUACCCUUCCACAGCUCGUAAACGUCGUUACAGGUCUGGAGACACUUAUACUCUUGGCCAUUGACCCGGAGAACUGUUUAAAGUCACCUAAGACAGUAAGAAACUGCCAUCACGGAGUGCCCAGCAAUUUAUGCCCCCAAACGAAGGAAGAGAAGAAAUACAAGUGUCCCUCCUCCGAGGAUAUAAAAUACAAAAUGACGCGCGUUUCGGUGGAUGCAGUGGAUGUAUAUCUGAUAGAAAGUGGCACGGCGUUGCAUGCCUGGAUCUCUCCUAUUCGUUUGGCCAAUUGUAAUCUUCACGGCCAGCGGGUAAAGUCGGGGAUCUCUGGGUUGCUGCCCUCCAUUCUAUUGCGUUUGUUCAUGCUCCACACGACGAACUCGACAUUUAACACCAACACUACUGGCAGUAAUCGUUCAGGCAAGUUAAGGCGAGCUGAUCAGGAUUCUCUAAAGUCCCAGGAUGCAGGGGGAUCCCAUUACGCUUCGCAUGGAAAGGCCGGUAAGCGAAGCUCGAACUCCUUCUCACGGCGAGAUUCUCGCGAGGAGGCAACGCGGAAGCUUAGGGGAAGUUUUUCGGAACCACAUACCAAGCGUACACCAGAAACAGAGAUAUCCGAAAAUUGGGUGGAGGUCGGCUGCACUUCGCUGGGUCCUAUUUUGUUGGAGGGAGCUUCGGCUUUACCCAUUCCGGAUCACGAACUGCAUCUCGUGCAGCACAACUUUCUGCGUGAGCACGAUGCCAAAUUUAAGCGACUGUGGUUCCUGUGGUCCAAUAAUGGAAGUGCAUUGUCCUCUGGCAGUGAGAUCUCACGUUGUGGCUGUAUCGGUGGAUGUGCCUUUUUUGGAAGCAAUCGAAAUGGACAAAAAUUCUUCAAGCCAACGGCUCAGGAUGCCCAUGAUAACUACAAUAUUGCGCGAUACUUCAUCAUUAACAACAAUAAGGACUUUGGUUUCGGCGAAAGCAUUCUGCACCAGGGUCAACUUGUCUUCCACACCCCGCCCUACAGUCUUCAUUGUGUUUCCCUGUACGACACAGCCGAUUUUAAUGGCAAAGGCCGCCUGUACAGACCAGCUGGAGAUCUGCGGAAUGGAAGUCUGAAGAAGACGGAUCUCUGCUCUUUACCCGAUGGCACCAAGUUUAAGAUCGGGGCGAGUGGAACAACUGGAGUUGAGAAACCUGAGCCCAACUGCCGAAACAAGUCUCGAGAGAGCAUUGGAUCACCGAAUACUUUGGAAAGGAGGACUAAGCGGUAUCCGUGUACUAGACAAACUUCCGUGGAGGUACCCUACGCCCGCCUGCUGGAUAGUCCCUCCAAGAAGCUGCAGCUGCAGCACGAAGCGUCUGCCCGCGACGCGGGAAGUAGCCAUCGACGUGGUUCUGAUUCAAACAGGCUGCGGGUUUCACCACCUAAGACUAGCAUUUCCGACUCCAGACUGACAGGGGAUGUCCUCGAUGAUGAAACAGAGAUACCGGACGAAAUGUCGCACUCGGCUCCUCAUUCACAUCCGCUGGAAUUCGAAAUUGCCGAUAUUGCGCUUCAUGUCCAAGGACUAGGUGGAGAUCACCUCCCACGAGAGGUACAGCGCACUAUAUCGUUGACAUCGGAGAACCCCUCAGAGAUGUUCUUCUCCGCCGAAGAAGAUAUAUCCAAUGUAAUGUCUCAGCGGGGAUCUAUGAAGCAGCGAAACAGUGUAAAUAGUGGAUCCGUAGUGCUGUCUGGAAAGAAACGAUUCUCAUCGGAUCUCAGCAUUGGAGCGCAAAACGAUAAUGGAAGUCACACAUUACCCACAUAUCGCAGCGAUCUAGAAAUCCACGCUCCCGACGGCAACAAAACACUUCCAAAGCGCCCGCAGAGCACCACAGAACUGGCCGAUUCUCGUGGCUCAUCGUCUGGCACCCCUUCACUGUCUUCCAACUCUUUCAUAUCGGCCAUGUCUUCACAAGAGGAUGUGGCAUUGGUCAAUCUGCACCAGCAGGUCAACAGGCCAAUUAUCGACUCACCCUUGCUGAUGGCCAGCUACCUAAACCAUUUGUCGCAGGUGAAGUGCUUCAACUGGAAUGGAUGUUCCUUUCCCUUGGGUCCAGAUGUAUUCUCUACUCCACUCUUCUCGGAGAACGAAGACGGUGGAUUGACCUACAUUGGUAGCAAGAUGCUGCCCCACUUUGAUCUCUACUCCUGUUGGCGGGAGAUUAAAGUGGUUCCUCGAUACGAAAACGCCACUGGUAGCAACAGCUCGGCCACUUUUAUGGGCGGACCCAAGUCUCAUCCCUGGGACCCCAGUGUGCUCCUAAAGGAGGAGGAAUCGGACAAGACUACAAACGGUUUUGACGAUGGAGAGUUCAUGAGUCUGCAGGCGGAGGGAGGAGCGGUCUGUACCUCGGUGGUGGCCAGGCUAAAAGGUCAACUGAAUGUCUUCCUUACCCCGCUUCUGCUCGAGGGAUUACAAAGAAUGGUGGAGGCCGCCGUCCCAACAAUUCAAUCAAUGCACCUGCUCUCGGUGGUGAACUUCAUCCACACCUCCUGUAUCGCCAAGGUGAACAACGACAAUAUCCUGAAGCGGGAUCAGAGCUUGAGCUACUGGUCGCAGGUUCACUCGAACUCCAAGCGAUCCACAACGGAAAGACAUCUUCAGGGACCCGGGGACUCGUUCCUCAGCGACGUAUAUGAGGAGAGUAUUUCCACCAAAACUCAGGGUCUGAUUGUCUUGCCGAAGGUCAGCAUCACCAUGCUGCAGUCCUCCAUUGUGGAGGAGAUUAUCUCAGUGGCAGCUUUGGAUAAUGUACAAGAUCUAAGCUGCGUGUCACUGCUCACCUUUUACAUGGAGGGAAUCUCCACGAAGUUCCACCUGGGAAAGACGACGCGUGCGUCCAUGCACAACGUCUACAUUCAGCAAACGGUCCAGUCCGGAAGCAGUAACAAAAAGGGUGGCAUCAUGAAGGGCACACGCGCUCUUUUGGCACAUCUUUCCUCCCAGACGCGCCCCGACAAUGUUCAAGGAGAGCCCAUUCUUAUUGAGACAUCGGAGAAGCAGUUGGAGGAGCUGGUCAUAACGUUGGAUAUCGGAAGAGCUCAUGCGCAACUGCGACGCCUGAAGACAGAAGGGCAGUCCUGCACCCAGGACUCGCCCAUCAUUGUCACUGCCAUUCCAGAACACAAGAGCAAAGUGCUGUUUGAAUGCCUGAAAAUGCCGGAAAGCACGGGCAUCGAAAGCAUUGGCUACAUUAUGUUCGAGUGUGGCUUGGAGGGCGUGGGUGUGAAGAUAGUUAAGCGAUCGCACUUUGAGAAGUCCGAAAACAGCAAAGAGGAGUUGGCCGAAAUGGCGGGAGCUGGUGCGGGAACCGGAACCUCCGCGGGGGGUUUCAAUCUCAAUGAUUUGGUGGGCCAAGGAGACGGAGCCACAGGUUCUGGAGAUGGAGGAGCCACUUCGAAAGCUGAAGCCGCAUGGAGGUUGAUAACAAAAAAACCGCCUACACCCAAAACUCCGAAGGAGAAGUUUCAACCUGCUACAGACAGCAGCAUUGCGGCAGAAACCUCUGGGGCUGAAAAGGGAAAAUCCACACCCAAACCUCCAGAUGAAGACGUGGAAAAAGGAACCAACACAUCAAAUGCUGUGCCAGGAGCCCAAAAACCAACAGCAGGGUCAGGAACCAACCCCAAGGAUAACUACGACAAGGUUCUGUCAAAUGUCAAGGAAACGGAUAAGACUUCCUCGUGUGUGAUUGAACUAAAAGCGGUUUGGUUCAACUUCGCCGCACCACCUUGCGUGCCUAUUACCCGAAAGAUUGAUCUGACUCGACUGGACUGGAAUCUCUUGAGCACGGCCUCUCCGGCUAUCACCGCAUGGAUGAACCCCAGUAAUCGACUGGCCAUGAAAAUAGUAUCCUUGAUGAAGGCUCUUCACACGAGACAAACGGCAGUGGCUGCUUGUCUUAUGGCGGAGGCCAUGGACAACGAGAAGAUCCAGAGAAACCCCAAGAUCAAGAAGGUAACAAAAGAGAGUCGGUACGCCAAUAACUACACGUUGCUGUCUAAGACGCUGCAGGAGGAUCCCAGUUGCCAGCUCUGCUACAUCAUGCAGAAGUUGGUUCUCGAUGAGGGCGUUCAGAGGAUAGAGACGAUAUUCAAGCAACACGAUGUUCCACAUCUGAACACUCUUAGACAGGGCAUUAUUGUGCUGAGCCGGCAGUGGAAGAAUACUCUUUACAAUCCGAUUCUUUUUGAGCAUCAGUACAAGAACAAGCUGGCGCGACCCAUUAACGUGACCUUUUCGUUCCCGCAAAACGAGGAGGAUGCGGAGAAUGAUGAGUGCGAAGGUGAUGUUGAAAUGGGCGCCUUUGCCGGCGUCGGCGAGAAUCCGGAAGAGAGUGAGAAUGCAUUAUUACUUGGGCAAACACAGCAUCAUCGAACUCACAUUGGUGUUCCUUAUGGCCAUGAUGGUGCAAACCAUGGAACCGCUUCCCAGCGAUCUACUUCCACUUCGCCAAAUAUACACCAUCCUCGGCGUGGCUUAAGCAAAGUGCACAGCAAAGCCUCUAACUAUUCACAAGGCAAUUCAUCUCGUUCCAGCAUUCAGAUGCUGCCCAUUAUUUCCGGGCUGGUGGAGAAGCAGGUUCCGGAAUUCGAAUACGGUGCCUUGCAAGAGGGAUCCUUGAGUUCCACGAACUCGGUAAAUAAAUUCUGGCUGGGCGCCGAGAACCACAAGGAGGAUUUGUACUUCUGGAUGGCCAAACAGCAGGAUAGCAAAAAGAAGCACUUCACAGAAAAGGAAAACGCUCGCCCGGCUCCUCUGAAAAUGACUGAACAUCCAGGACAAUCUCGUAGUGGCAUAAUGCAGGAUUCCAUUAAGCUUCUGGAUGCCCACCUAAUCUUUGAACCACUUCUCACCUGCUUGGGGGUUAUGCCACAACAAAUGAUCAACAAGUUUUCCAACGCGGACAUUUCUUCGUUGGAGAACUUUGGCACCAAUCUGUCCCUGAUUGGCACGUUUGAUUCUAUUCGGGUGGACAUUGUGGUCAGCGAGGCGGGUGACAAAAAGAACUCGGCCCAAAAGCCAGCUAAACUGAACAAAAAAUCAAACGGUGGCAGGGCCUCCAUAAUGAUGGACACUCCCUUGUUCUUAUGCGAGCGAGUGGGUGUGGAACUGGAAGUCUUAAAAAUGUCUGAUGGCAUGGUGGAUCAGGCGCGCCAGAAUGUCAUCUAUAUGUCGCGUCGCCAGCUUAAGAAACACACGAGCACAGUGAUUAAUUUCAGUCUAAAUGUUAGGUUUAUCUCGCAGCAGGUAAAUAUGCCGCUGCUGAGGCUGCUGCAUCAGAUCUGCAAUAUGUAUCAAAACGUUAAGGAUGCCCAGAACGAGUUUCACGAUCAGCCUGAGCUAAGCAAAAAGAGCCAAACCAAAGACGAGUGCAGUUUGGCAUCAGAGCCCACAGACAUCGUGCCAUUUAACUCGAUGUCCGAACGCUUUAGCCAUGGCGAAAACUACUCAGAUGAACGCUACGACAAAUUCAACGAAACGAUGCCCACAAUGUUGGCAAGACCGCGUCCAGGAGGUUUGGCUCCCAUUAUUCAACUAACACCUUCUCCAAAUGCCAAAAACAGGCCCCAAAGUUUCGCCCAAAAACUUCGAUCCACCGGGAAAUCCGUGAAGGGCAAGCUAGGAUACACGAAUUUGAAUGAGUCUAGUUCAUCGCCACUAAGGGAUAGUCCAACAAUGUCACUCCACGAACAAAAUAUCCUCAAAAUGUCCACCGAGUCGAAAGCUUCGCUAAAUGGUGCUUGUGCCACCAGUGUUAGUGGGGAUUACCAGAACACGCUGACCAAAGCUGGAAUGCCGACGAUGGCACCGAUGUUAGGGACGCCCAACUGCUGGAAGACAAUCUACCACCUAUUGGAGUUGUAUGGUACCAUGCCGGAGACCAAGACUGUGGUCCAAAGGAGCUCGUUGAACGAACACAAAAGCAAGUCGGCGGGCUUUGCUCACGACGAGGAUGACUUGGCCAGUGCACCAACACCCUUACCCCAACAUAGGGAGAUGUUGCUGGUAGAUGCUCCAUCCCAGGAACGAACACGCCUGAUAGUUUUCGGUGUGGCCAAGAUUCACAAAACUCGCCUGCUGGCCACGCUUUCUGGCCUCAAGCUGGAAUCGGAGAUCACCACCCUUAACAGCACAGCCACUUGGAGGAAAAAGGCUCGUCCUGUGUCCUUGGAAUGCUCUCUUACUGGCCAAGUGGGACGAGCUAUGAUUGUGCUGCUCGAAGGGGUGGCUCCCAGUCAACAAACCGUUGUAAAGGUAACCGUGGGCAAAAGCCAGACACUUUACUCGAGCCUUUCAAAACGGGGAAAGGAUAAAAACAGUGGACUGCUGUCGAUUGGAGCUGUUAACAUAGACAUACCGCAACAUCCGGUGGCCCUGCAUGGAAUGAUGACUCGAAGUUCUAAGCAGUUGUCGUCCACUCUACAGGAGCUACGUGUUAAGCGUAACUCAGGUCGGUCCACGGUGCGUUCGCAUACUGCCGAGGAGCCGGAGUCUCCGUUCCAUGCCCGCAAUUCUGGGGGAGCCAGCAGUGGAACUGGAGUGGCCAGCGAAAUGCGGGAGCGCACUGUUUCUGGCGGAGCUGGUGCGCAACAGCAGCCACAGCAGGCGGCUCGCCGGGCAGCACACAUGGCGCAAUCCAAGACGGGCACGGCACAGCACCAGAACGGAUUGCUUCAGCCCCUGGUCAUGCAGUUCAACGUGCUGUUGCAGAGUCUGUCCAUCAAUGCCGCGCUACUUCCUUCGCUGCAGGCUCAGUAUCGCAUGAAUCAUGUUAGUUCCAUGGGAGUAACUGGGCAGAGGGCAAAGUUCGUUAUCGAUCUUCCCACGCACACGCUCAGCUUUAACACCAAAAUUCAGAACGAGAUGAACCUGCCAUCGGAAGCUUGUAUUGGCCUGCCACCUGUUCAUGUUUUGGCGGAAUACAUUCCAGACCACCGCCAGGAUCACACGGAAAAUGUCGAGGGCAUUGUGCUGCGCCAAGGUGGCUAUGUGAACGCCAGUGCCGAGAUCGGCGAGUUCGAGCGCUGCCUAACCACAGAUCUUCUAAACCAUCUGGUCUUUGUGCAGAAGGUGUUUAUGCGUGAAAUCAACGAAGUGCUCCAGAAGGUGUACGGAGGUGAGAAACCUGUACCCCUGUGGACAGAGGAGAGCGGCGAUAAUUCGGGAGCAGUGCAGGAGUCCUCGCUUAAGCGCAUCCUCUUCUCAAUCAACAUUUCCAUGAAACGCAUCCAAUUGACGGCCACUACGCCCUGCUCUUCUGCGGUUCGAUUUGAAACCGGAAUUCUGGAGUUGCAGCUGUCCAACCGCGUGAAAAACCUGGGGGAUAUGAGCAAUCGUAAGCUCUUCUUUAAGGCCCACAUAGAUUUCAAUUUGUCCCUGGGUCAGAUUAUCCGUAACGUGAUUUUCGACGAGGCCGAGCCGGAGUUCCAGCAGUACGCCUUCUUCCACACAACCAUCAACUUGAGGAAUGCCUUCCAAGAUGAACUGCUCAACGAGGACAAGGAGUUGAUUCUGCUCACCCUCAAGAGACCGCUGGUUUACGUUCAGCCAAUUGCCGUGGACAAGGCGAUCCUCGUGUGGCUGAACUACAAGAAUGCGUACGAGUACUGGGCGGAGAAGCGCGCGAACCUCUGCCACGAGCACGCUCAGCAUAGCCUCCUUGGUCAGUACUCUGGACAGCAUCAGAACCAGAAUCUGCAAAAUCCACAAGUGUUCGAUCGCGUGGCUUUUGGCCAGAUUGCAGGCUCAAAUUUGUCUACGCUCUUUCUGCAACUAACCGUGGAGGACAUGGGCAUUUGCUUGCCCCUGAAACAAGUCAAUACUACGACAUUUGGAUCCCGGUCAUAUCAGGACUUUGAUGCCAAAGGUGCAGUGGUGAUCACGCUAGAAAACACGAUAAUCUCGGCCUGCAACUCGGGGGCUUUGGUUUCUAAAGGAAAGUUCCAGGGACUGUGCCUGCGUUUUGCCGAUGAUUUUGAAACCAAUCUGGAUGACUGGAAACCCAACAGUGCAGAGCCCAUUAUGAACGUUUGCGUUGUGUCUGAGGGAACCUUCGAGGUGUGUUCCCGCACUACAGCAGCUAAGAAGGGCGAGAACGCCAAGUGGCUGCUGAACGUGAAGUGGCAAAUGGAGGGCGUGGAUAUUCACCUGGAUGUUAAUAUUGGAAAGCAGCUAAGUUCUCUUGGCCACACUCUUACCAUGCUCACGGGCUUCGAAGAGGAUGAGACCCAAAUGGAAUCACCCGACAGCGAUGAAGGAGAUCAGAGCUGCAGAGAUACGUUUGUGCGGCGGAGAGGAGACUUCGACAACUUGCCAGCGUUUGUUUUUGAUCCCACCAUCGAUUCCAAGAAGCGUUCGUUUAUGAUGGAGAAGGAGAUGGCCGAACAGCUAAAGAUCAUCAAUGAUUUGCGCACUUUGGGAGCAUCACAUAAUACAGUCGCCCACGAGGAGAGGCGACUCCAAGAGCUACAAGCCAUCUGUUACAAGUAUUUCCGUAGAGAUAUGAUCCAAAAGUGGAAAAGGCCUUCGUUAAGAAGGUCACUGAAGACCUAUGGUCGCUCGCAUUCGUACAUUGGAUCUGGAUCUUCAGUGACUGGAGUUGGUGUUCCCCAAACAAUGGACAAUGGUAGCUAUACUGGCAGAAGACUGGACACAAUUGCCUCCAAUGAUGAGAUAUCUAGCUUGCAAAGCACACCGGCCUCUUGUCAUUCCCGUAGUGCUUCCUUAAAACAUACGGCAGGCGGAGGAGUAAUUGGAGGGGGAGUUAAUGCUCUUGGACGAGUCACCUUCACGGAAGCUAUGCGGCAGACUUCACUACCCAAUGCCGACACGGAUACAGAGACAGCUGACAAUGAGCUUGAUUGGCGAGGUGAUAUCACGCCUAGUGAGAUUGAUGUUGAUGGCACCUCCGUGGAAAUGCGACGCAAGCAUGGACAUGGUCAGAAGCAGCCGGAACCCAACAUCGACUUUGAACUGGACAUUAAGGUACUGGUGAACUCUGGAAAAUGCGUGCUCCACACGAAGGAUACUGGAGAGGAGCGAGGCUACGCUGGUGGAUCGGGAGCAGCUUCAAGUGGUGUGCCAGCCUCAAGUGUAAAAUCCCACAAGCGCGAGAGAAGCAUAGGCAACGAUUGGGGCAGUCCAACUCCCUCGAGAAGGCAGAGGGACAAGAGCAAGCUGCGCUACAAUGCCAACGCAUUGCUAGCCGAUCUUACCAUUUUCCAUAUCCCAGGUUUGGAUGUGAAACUUCACUAUCAGUCAAAAACACUGGCCGAGCAACAAACUGGAGAUCAGUUGCCAACUGGACGACGAAUGGGCAGCAAACGAGCAACUUUGUGUGCGUGGAUGACUUUACAAAGUAUCCCAGAGGAAACUAUCAUAUCUCCCCAUAUUUUGGAAUUCCUAGAGCAGACUCUAGAGCCCAUUCCUGCUCGUCAAUCCAGCAGUGUUCCUCCGACUCCCUCCCACAAUACAGGUGUUAAUCUGGACAUACUGCCUGCCAACUAUGUGACUUAUGCUUCAUUUCCGGUGGAUGUUAUUGUUUACUUUCAUAUGCAACCUUCUACCUUUAGAUUUAGUUGUCUGCCAGUUUCUAGAGUGGAAUGUAUGCUUCAGCUACCUAGUUUGGAUAUUGUAUUCAGUUCAAAAAGGAGCAGCGACGAGGAAAACUCAGCACAGCCAGGGGUUCAUGCCCAACCAGAUCAGCAGCUUCCCACUGGUGGACUAAGUGUCACAGGCUGCCUUGCCGACUUCAAUGUGUUCAUUUUCCAUCCGUAUGGUGGCAAAAAGACUUCUAAGGAAACACAGUUUUCACCUCUGAGCGACAGUGAAAGGAAGGAUUCGUUGAGUAUCAACGUGGAGUUCGUUAAGUUCCACAUCACGCGUUGCAGAAAGGUGUACAUCGAACCUCUGCCCAGUUCUAAGAGAUCUCUUGAUCAAUCGCGAGCCGUGAUACGGUUCUCUACAAUUGUGGAUAUUGGUAGUGCCAGUUUUAAAUACGACAUGAGGAGACUGACUGAGAUCCUAGCCUUCCCCAAGGCUUGGUAUCGCAGGAGGAUUGUGAGAAGGCUUUUCCUGGGUGAUCUUAGUGUGCAACAGCAACAGCAGCAACAGGGAAAUGGCGCAGAAACACCAACUGGCUGCUCACCUGCUACUCCAACGCCCAGUGAAGACGCCUCCAAGGCUAAGGAUAAAAUGCGCCUUGACUUUGAUGGACAAACGUCGCAACAACAGCACUUGGGACACUUCGGAGCUGUAAGACAUUUAAAAAAUCUGGGCAAGUCCUCCAGCGCUGAGUCCUCAGGAACGCCUCCCUCUGAAAAGAACCAAAUCACUGCCUGGGAAACUCUGGUCAUCUUUGCAGUUAAUUUUACUAAACUUAAUGUGCAAAUGAACAUUGGUAAUGUGUGUGGCAAUGUGGUCUGGCUCACAAAAGACUUUCAAUCGGAUGGACGUCUUUCCAUCGGAAGCACUGGCUACAAAAACAUGUAUGCUGGGAUAUAUCUGGGGGGAUCUGCCCUAGAUGCCAAAGGUGGUAUAGUUGGUGGUAGUUUCGAGGUGAACAAGAUCAACAAACGAUUUCACAUCAAGGAGGAGGCGGGCAUGGAGCCUUACCAUACCAUGGGACUGAGUUUUAUGGCCCUGGAACUGAGACUAGAUUACAUGGGAACAUCAGUGUUGAUGACCCGAAUUAGCAGCUUCUCAGCUGCCAUGAAAGAUGAGUGGCGCACUGCUUCCCAAGCGGCUGCAACUCCAGCACAUGGCAAGGACCAACCCAGAGCCUUGAUCUUUAUUCACGGCGAUCUUACCUGGGACCAAUUGCAGAUCAUGAUCAGCAAGUCAACUACGGCAGAUCUAUUGAAGAUGUACUUCAAAUUGGAGGAGUUCUUCACACAGCAGUUCAAAUCCUCCAAGAGGGUGUUUUCCAAUCUGGAACCUCGCUUGCAGGAUCGCACUGCCAGCAUCAAGAGACGUCAGCAGCUUAAGAAAAAGCCUGCAAAUGGAGAGCUUGUUGCUCCGCCUCAGAUUCAGGGUAUGAUUGGCGAAAAUACAGACGCACGUCAUCACCGUCAUUGGCAGAAGCCAUUGGCACAGGCGGUAGGUCUGGUGGUGCCCUCACUAGUGACCCGUUUGCCACGUCACGGUAAUGUUUUGGGUGGCACCGUCGAACUUCGGGGACAGAACAUCUCCCUGGCUUGCUUUCACGGAAUUAACUUCAAGUCUAAGUCGUGGGCCCUGUUCAGUUUGAGAUCCCCAUCCAUUAACUUUGCAACUGAGGCGCGGCAAAGCGAGGACGAAGUGCUGGUCACCCAGACACUGACCUCUUCCUUGGGACAGACAACGGAGGUGCAGCAGCAGCAAAACCACUCUAUGGCGAUCGUGAGUCGUAUCACCAGAAACAUAAUUUUCCCGCCUCAGUUCAAGACGCUUAAUGAGUGGUUCCAUUACGCUUUUGCAAACAGCGAGAUUGAUGCUGUGGAUCGCUUCCCCAUGCUGGAAUGCGAGCGGGAGAUCGCAUCCAAUUCUAUAGAGCGAACACGGGCUUCUGGUAGCAGCAGCGCUGCCAAGGCACAGGAACACAACCACAACCGCGAGGUCAUCUUCGCCCUGCCCAGCCUGCAACUGCAUUUCAAGACUGAGCACAAACAGGGACCAACCACACCAGAGCCAAGUGAAAAUAAGCCAGAAGUUUUGUGCAGCUUCAUCACUGAAUUCGAUGACCACAUUUUUGUGACCGUCGACGCGGACGCCUUCUUCUUCCUGCACGAUCUCAUCACAUCCUAUGUGACUGAAAAGGAGAAGGUGAUCGGAGCUCAGUCGGCGAGGGCAGCGUCGCCCAAUCUCUCGCAGAAGGCUAACCUGAAGCCAUAUCUGACUGACGAGAUACUCAAAGAGAAAAAGGGUGCCUCAAACACGAACCUUACUGCUCAGGGCAAGCAAACUAGCGGUAGCAAGAGCAGUUUGGACCCACUGCAAGGAAGCCACACGAACCUAGCGAACGCUGCUGCCAACAUGUCAGGGGCAGCGACAACGAACACGUCGACAACCACAACAGCCACAACCUUAUCACCUGGAGCGGCAGCUGGUGGACCAUCGACAAGCGCAAACGACUGCACUGAUGGCAAGCAGCAGCAACAGGAGGGUUCCCCGCCGACCUUUGAUCUCGAAUCGUUUGUGCGUGACUGGCGGCACUUUGAGUGCCAGACGUGGCACUUGGAACCGACAGUUCGCCUACUCUCCUGGGCGGGAAAGUCCAUUGAGCCAUAUGGCGUUGAUUACAUCCUAAACAAACUGGGCUUCAGCCAUGCACGCACCACCAUACCAAAGUGGCUGCAACGCGGAUUUAUGGAUCCGCUGGACAAGGUGCAGGCCCUGAUGAUGCUGCAACUGCUGUUGAUGGUGCGCGAGAACAAAGUGGAGCGUGAUGGUGGGGCAAGUGGAAGUGGCAAGCAGCAACAGCAGAACCAUCGACCCCCAACGAAUUAGCCAUGGCAGAGUAACAUCUAUGACAGUUGACAAUUAUCCAAAGUCCUUCGAUUUAGUCUAAGUAGCGAUGUAUAGAUUUUUCACACGUGUAAAGUUUUUAUUAUUUAUUACCCUGGUCGACCUAGCAUGCUUUAAGAUUGAAACUGGUGGUAUUAUGUGGCCAGUAAGGCAGCUUCAUAUAUAAUGUAAAUGGUUUGCUCUCGUUCCCCUUCUUUUUAAGCGUAUCUGUAUACCCUUUCUAUAGGUGUAAUGUCAAGUGCUUCGUGUAAUUUGCUCAAUUUUUGCGCUUUGUAACUAUCAUUACAUGGUUUUGUUAUUUUAGAAAUUACUAGCAACAAUGAGCAAGGCAAUUGUGUUUAAUAUAUAAUUAGAUCUAAUUCAAUAUACAUACUUAUAUUAUAAUUCAAAAAAAUG